UAAGCUCUCUCGCCGCCGCGCGCGCGCGCGCGCCGCCUUCUUCGCCCGCCCAUAAAUCCCUUACCCAGCACAGCAUCCUCCGCCUUCCUCGCGCGCUCUCGCUUCGCCAUGGCGUCGUCCGGGCGACGCCGCGACGUCCUGCUGCUGCUGCUGCUGCUGGUGCUCGUCGCGCGCGCGGCGGCGGCCGACAUGGCGGGCGACCGCGCGGCGCUGCUGGCGCUGCGGGACGCGGUGGGGGGGCGGCACCUGCCGUGGGACCCCUCGGCGCCCACGCCGUGCGGCGGCGCGUGGCGCGGCGUCGGGUGCUCCGCCUCCGGCGACCGCGUCACCGAGCUCCGGCUCCCCGGGAAGAGCCUGAGAGGAGCGGUGCCCGUGGGCACGGUCGGCAACCUCACCGCGCUGCGGACGCUGUCGCUCCGGAUGAACGCGAUAUCCGGCGGGAUCCCCGCGGACAUCGGCGGCUGCGUCCAGCUCCGGUCGCUGAACCUCUCCGGGAACCGGCUCGCCGGCGGGUUGCCGGAGGGGCUCUUCUCGCUGGCGCUGCUCGAGAAGGUGGACCUCUCCGGGAACCGCCUCACCGGCGGCGUCUCGCCGGAGUUCAGCCGGCUCGCGAGCCUGACCACGCUGAACCUCGACCGCAACGGCUUCGAUGGCACGCUCCCCGGUAACCUGACGCUGCCGAACCUCGCGCGGUUCAACGUGUCGUACAAUGGCCAGCUCGGUGGCGCCGUGCCGGCGUCGCUCGCCGGGAUGCCGGCGAGCGCCUUCCUCGGCACGUCGCUCUGCGGCGCCCCGCUCGCCCCGUGCGCCAACCCCUCGCCGACGCCGCCGUCGCCGCCCGGGGACAGCAAGGGCGGCGGAAAGCUCUCCCGUGGCGCGAUCAUCGGCAUCGUCCUCGGCGCCGUGGCCGCGCUCGUCGUCGCGCUCACCGUGGGGUUCUUGGCGUGCUUCCGGCGCCGGGCGACGGCGCCACGGAGUCGGAGCACCGCCGCCGCGGCGGCCGCCCACGACGUGGCGGAGCCCAUCACGGUGACCGUGGCGAGGACGGACAUGGACGCCGCCGUCAAGCAGUCGCACUCGCCGCCGCCGCCGGGCGAAGGCAGCACCAAGCUGGUGUUCGUCGGCGGCGCGCCGGAGCGGCCGUACGACCUGGACACGCUGCUGCGCGCGUCGGCCGAGGUGGUCGGCAAGGGCGCGGCUGGGACGACGUACCGCGCGACGCUCGACGGCGGCGAGCCGGUGCUCGCCGUGAAGCGGCUGCGCGAGGUGAGCCUCUCGGAGCGCGAGUUCCGGGACCGCGUCGCGGCCAUCGGCGCCGUCAGCCACGACAGCCUGCCGCGCCUCCUCGCCUACUUCUACAGCAGGGAGGAGAAGCUCCUCGUCUACGAGUUCGUCGUCGGCGCAGGCAGCCUCGCCGCCCUCCUCCACGGCAACGGCGAGAAGCUGGACUUCGCGGCGCGGGCGCGCAUCGCGCUGGCGGUGGCGCGCGGCGUGGCGUUCAUCCACCGCGGAGGGCCAAUCUCAUCGCACGGCGACAUCAAGUCGUCCAACGUCGUCGUCACCGCGACACGGGACGCCGCCUACGUCACCGACUACGGCCUGGCCCAGCUCGUCGGCGGCGCGGCGGCGCCGCCGACUACGAAGCGGGGCGCGGGGUACCGCGCGCCGGAGGUGGUCGACGCGCGGCGCGUGUCGCAGAGCGCCGACGUGUACAGCUUCGGCGUGCUGCUGCUCGAGCUGCUCAGCGGCCGGCCGCCGCUCGACGCGACGCCGGACGGCGGCGCCGCCGUCGACCUGCCGCGGUGGAUGCGGUCGGUGGUGCAGGAGGAGUGGACGUCGGAGGUGUUCGACGCCGCCAUCGGCAACGAGGCGCGCACCGAGGGGGAGAUGAUGCGGCUGCUGCAGCUGGGCAUGGAGUGCACCGAGCACCACCCCGACCGGCGGCCGGCCAUGGCCGAGGUGGAGGCGCGGAUCGAGCGCAUCGUCGAGGACGCGUGCCGGAACGCCGACUCCGGCAGCACGGACGGCAGCCGGAGCAUGUCGGCGUGACCGGCGGCGAGCCGGGCCGGCGUGCGGCGUCCACGGUUUCCCUCGAGUUCCCUUUCAGUAAGGAGACAUUGCCAAAUUUGUUGUUGUUCCAUUUCCUCUACUGUUCCUGGCUGCCGAUUCUGCAGUGUCAUAAGGUCACACACUGUUGACGUUGGAUUGGAUUGUUUAUUUCAUUA
Messenger RNA from Oryza sativa Japonica Group (Japanese rice), 2225 nucleotides. Its product is annotated as probable inactive receptor kinase RLK902. Gene Ontology annotation, molecular function: protein kinase activity; ATP binding; protein binding. The record is from RefSeq and is a predicted model, not a curated record. NCBI's taxonomy places the organism in Eukaryota, Viridiplantae, Streptophyta, Magnoliopsida, Poales, Poaceae. Gene Ontology annotation, biological process: protein phosphorylation.